UGACUGCGGAGCGUUUACGGGAAGCCGUCCGCGGCGAUUGUGUUAGUGGCGCGCGAAGCUUUCUUGGCUUGAAUUGGGCUUGACUUCACAUAUAUAAUGGCCGCGCAAAACGCCCAUGUGCCAUCAUUGAACGAUGAGCACAAGUUCGAGCAGGAGUCGGACGAUCAAGUGAGCCCGGUCGAUCGCAAUGACGAGGAGAAAGCCGUGCCACCGGAGUCUGAGAAGCCAGUGGAAGCAGCCGCAGGCGCAGAGGCUCAGCCCAAUGGACCUCCUAAAGGACCCCCGGCAGGACCGCCAGGAGGCCCACCACCGGACGGAGGCUUGCAGGCGUGGUUGCAGGUCGUAGGCGGAUGGUCGCUAUUCUUCAACACUUGGGGUCUGCUCAACACAUUUGGUGUGUACCAGACAUACUAUGAAUCUGGCCAACUGUUCACCGCCUCCUCUUCCGACAUCUCAUGGAUCGGCUCGGUCCAGUCAGUCAUGGUGCUGUUAGUAGGCGCUGUUGCAGGCCCCUUCUUUGACCGUGGCUAUCUGCGCUACCUGCUGAUUGGCGGCGGUUUCAUGGUUGUCUUUGGCCACAUGAUGCUCAGUCUCACUCACAGUCUAUGGCAGGUCAUUCUUGCGCAAGGCUUUUGCAUUGGCAUUGGCGCCGGCUGCCUCUUCGUUCCAGCCGUCGCUCUCCUGCCAACCUACUUCAGCAAGAAACUAGGUCUUGCUGUCGGCCUGGCUGCGUCUGGUAGCUCUAUGGGCGGUAUCAUCUACCCAAUCAUGUUCUACCGUCUCGUCCCAGAGGUGGGAUUCCCUUGGGCUGUCCGUAUUCUCGGAUUCACCGUACUCGCAACCGUUCUUGUUCCCAUCAUCGUGAUGAAACAGCGCGUCAAGCCACCGAAGGCACGCGCUAUUCUCGACACGACCGCCUUCACAGAUUGGCCGUUUGUGACAUUCGUGCUUGCAAGCCUGAUCGGAUUUAUCGGUCUUUACGUUGGCAUUUUCUACAUCUCCUUUUUUGGCGCGGCUACUGGCUUCACAAACGAGAGCCUGUCGUUCUACCUUGUGCCAAUCUUGAACGCUGGCUCUGUAUUCGGGCGCACUCUACCGAAUGCGCUCGCUGAUAAGACUGGCCCGCUGAAUGUCAUCGCACCUGGUGCGUUCAUCGUGGGGUUGAUCCUACUGUGCAACAUCGCGGUGCAUAAUGCAGCAGGCCUUAUUGUGACGACGAUUUUGUUCGGCUUCUUCUCCGGCAUCUUCAUCGCUCUACCUCCGGUCAUGUUCGUGGCUCUCACGGCGGAUAGAACGAAGAUUGGUACCCGUAUCGGCAUGGGCUUCGCAGUUGUCGGUCUCGGCACACUUGCUGGCGGCCCGGGCGGAGGCGGGAUCUUGCAGCGACGUGGCGAUGAUCCAGCUACCUUCGAUUGGACCGGCACAUGGACGUACGGCGGCGUAUGCAUGCUUGCUGCAGGCGUUAUCCUGUCCGCGCUUAGAGUGUACAAGGCUGGCUUCAAGCUUAGGGUUAAGGUGUGAGCCCGCAUAUUGCGCUGGAUCCUGAUAAGGUGACAUAGCAUUACCCAUUUAGAAUGUAGAUAUAGACUGGCAUUAUUGCAUAGCGUUAGGAUGCGGUGUGAGAUAGUCAAGGUUAAGUCAGCCCAGUAGAGGCUGGGAAUUCAUACGUGUGCGCAACACAGUACU
This is a messenger RNA of Baudoinia panamericana UAMH 10762, 1686 nucleotides long. RefSeq lists its product as uncharacterized. Gene Ontology annotation, biological process: transmembrane transport; regulation of apoptotic process. Lineage: Eukaryota; Fungi; Ascomycota; Dothideomycetes; Mycosphaerellales; Teratosphaeriaceae. The transcript has 4 exons. The coding region runs from base 97 to 1521 and encodes 474 amino acids. Gene Ontology annotation, cellular component: fungal-type vacuole membrane. Gene Ontology annotation, molecular function: transmembrane transporter activity. The record is from RefSeq and is a predicted model, not a curated record.